UUUCAUGUAUGAUGUAUUGACUUGAGGAAAAACUAAAACAUACAAAAUUUUCGCGCUGCGUGUUUGAUGUGGUAGGCGAGGCGAGCAGCAAGAGCCAGAGCGACGAGCGAGCGAUAAUUACCAAAAGAACCAAAUUCCCAUUUGGCUUAACAAAAAGAAAAAUGCGUCGUUUUUUGCAGCUUUUUGCUCUGCCCGUGCUUGCGUCAGCGUUUUUGAAAAAGAGCACCUUCAAGAACAACAAGCGGAAGUACAGUGUCACCACCAAGGUCUCGGUGGACGGCAAUGUGGUGGGCGAGGGCGACGGUCUGAACAACGCCGUGAACACCUGCGUUUCCAGUACGGAUUCCAAGUUCUCGGAGGUGGAAGUGUGCGGUUGCGAGGUAAAGGUGUCCGCGCACUUGAUGACGCGAUGCUCAUAUGCAUUGCAAAUAUGUCUGGGUCUGGAAACAUGUAAACUUCUGAUGCGCAUUGGAGACCAGAAAAAAAUCUGUCAUGCAUGGACCGCAAAAGUUGCUCAUUUCUUGUCACCCAAAGAGAGAAUUUGUCAUGCGGAAGAUGUAGGCAUCGCCUAACGUGCUCAAAACCUGUGUUGCUAGGACUUGCAUUCCAGACCUUCUGCGUCAUGCACAAAUAGCAUCUUCACACUCAUCCAGACCCAGACAUAUUUGCAUUUGAUAGUUCAGAGUACGCGACCUACUCGGAGGAAAUCGGAACCUGCGACUGCAGUAUGAUUCGACAUUUGACGUUUUAACUUGAUCAUCUCCUGGGACUGACUACGACUAGCUUGUGUUUUGGAAUUCCAUGAGAGGGCAUCAUAUUAUGGUGCGAGUCAAACUGUGUCUAUCAAUCUGAUGAUGACGAUUGUACAAGAACAAUCUAAAUCUUUAGAAAAAAAAAUGUUCAUCAAUCAUUUAUAAAUUUUUCAUCAGGUAAGGAGGGUUGCGUGAAGAAGAAGCUCGUCCAUGGCCGCGAAAACCACGAAAUGAAGGCCAUGAGCUACCAGAUUAUCCCGUGCUGAGGAGCAGGGCGUAGCAGGCACUCUUUGUCGGAUGCCUGCUGAGAUGCGUGAUUAAGGUUAUUCGCUUAUUUUGUCGAAGAUCGCAGUAAUUUCGAAUGCGUUUUUGGAAUACGACUUUGAUGCAAGGAGCGAUCGGACUAAGACCUUAAAUGAGUUUUGUUUUCCUUCUUUUUUCCGAAUCCGAGGACGAGGAGCGCAGAUCUUAGCGUGCUGUUUCUGGCACAACUACGGUUUCUUUCUCAGCAAAGCUGAGCGUUUUUGAUGUUGUUUCACAUUGAGGUAGUAUCUUUGAGCGAAAGAUAAGAAAAAGAAAGAUAAUUACCCGUCCGUACUCGUCUACAU
Amoebophrya sp. A120 is the source of this 1360-nucleotide messenger RNA. The record is from the annotation of a GenBank genome assembly. Lineage: Eukaryota; Dinophyceae; Syndiniales; Amoebophryaceae.